UUUCCCUUUCCCGCCCUCUCUCUCUCUCUCUCUCUGUGCGCGCGCGAAUGUGUGUAUAUGUGUGUGUGUGUGUGUGUGUUGCGUACUCAUGUGUAUACAUAGAGUUCGGCAUCGCUCUGCUUUCCUCUUCGUCUUACAUCCACUUUGCAAUCCGCUCGAGGUAAACUCAGUGUUCGCCGAGGUUUCGCCGAGGUUUCGCCGUGAGACCAGUCCCGUGUCAUCUUAGUCAUCGACCGAUCUACCGUAGCUAGAUCUCGUGGAUGACUCAUCGGAGAAUUCUAUCGGAUCUUCGUUUUUCAAAGAAAGAGAAAAGCUUUCGAAUGAAGAGUCAAGGAAUGAGAGAUUGAGCGAUAGAAGAUGCAAACGAGACGAAGAUAGAGGGAAAAAGAGAGAACGAGUAAGAGAGAGAGAGAGAGAGAGAGAGAGAGAGAGAGAGAGAGAACCACAUUCCGAGCGGAUCACGGAUGCUUAUAGAAGCGUUGCGUAACUGCGUCAGACGAAUAACGAAAACGCGACUCCGUUGAGCUCGUUGUCUAAUUUCGACAGUUUGAAGAGAAAACGCGAUCUAGCGCGCAAUUUCCAACGGAUCCUCUCUCUCUUCAGGGCGACACUUUCCAAUGGUCACCAUAGCGCCUCGGAGCUCUAAAGUGUUGCAUGUGGGACGCUGGAUGUGCGAUUUUUCGAGAAUCCUCGGCGAGACUCGACCCCGUUGAUCUAUAAUCGCAGGCGAUCGCGGCGUCACGUGCGUGUGUAUGUCGAGUGCGUAAGUGUCGUAUGUGUGUCAUAUGUAUGUAUGUGGGCGUGUGCGUGUGUGGGUGCGCAAGUAAGUGAGAAGGAGACCGACCGACCGGAGUAUGGCGAUAGUAUGGCGAGGUGACCGAGGGGACGUUGGGGGUCUCCGAGGUGGCGGCGAUUCGACGUGAUAGAGGAUGAGAACAAGAGAGAAUGGAUAAAAAGUGUUCAAGAGAAUGUAUCGAUUCUAAAGCCGCCGCUAUCAAGGCAGCAAUCGUUCUCGCGUGUAAUCUUUCGGCACCGGAAGAGAGCGAGGAACCUUUGGCGUUCGCGAUCGGGAGACGUAGAUUCGCGCUCGCAUGUUUCGUUCCUCGAAGUCGAACUAAAAUUAAACCCGGCCCGGCGAGGCUCACUGAUUCUUUUCUCACGUCCGGCUUCUCUUUUGCGAGUUGCGUCGCGAUGACAGGCAAGCCUUGAGAAAUUCGGGCUUGAGUUCGUGGUCCGUGGGGAUUGACGCGCGGUUGUCGCGCUUGUCGCGCGGCUCUCUCGCGAUCUUCCGCGCUAACAUAAUAAUUUCGCUAAAUUCUUACGUAUGAUUUGACACCCGUCACGUUUCUCGCAACGACAUUGACGAUCGAUACACGUGCCACUGUUACGGCGAAUCUACCCUCGAUUCUACGGUGUUAUUGUAGAUAUCCGGUGAAGACGGACGUGAAAAGGCAGCAACGAGGAGAAUGGAACGAUACCCGAAACAAGGCACGCGCAGACGUUGCUGACGAAAGACCAAGAGUACGAUCGAGACGACAGCGAUCAUAAUCAAGACGAAGACGAAAGAAGGAUAGACGAAGGUCGAGAAGACCGAGGAAUCGAACAACAGUGUCUGCGAUAGCCGCGAGAGAUGCAGCAACAAUCACACUCCGGCCAGCAAUCGUCCGGGGCGCCGAAUGGGGUGGCGGGGGGCACUCAAUUGUCGCAAACAGGUGGUAUAAGUCCGGCGCAACCUGGCGCGACCGGUACCGCCACCGUGGCGUCCAAUCGUACGCAGAUUAGCGGAGGUAGAUUCGACUUUGACGACGGCGGGACCUAUUGCGGGGGCUGGGAGGACGGAAAGGCCCACGGCCACGGCGUAUGCACCGGGCCUAAAGGUCAGGGAGCCUACUCCGGCAGCUGGCAUUUCGGCUUUGAAGUAUCCGGUGUUUACACUUGGCCUAGUGGGUCAGCUUACGAGGGACAAUGGCAGAAUGGCAAGAGACAUGGGUUGGGUAUGGAAACCCGUGGUCGUUGGCUCUAUCGAGGAGAAUGGACUCAGGGAUUCAAGGGUCGCUACGGAGUCCGACAAUCUACCACAUCCACGGCGAGAUACGAAGGCACGUGGUCCAGCGGUCUACAAGACGGUUACGGCUCCGAGACCUAUGCCGACAGCGGUACUUAUCAAGGUCAAUGGCUUCGCGGCAUGCGACACGGAUACGGAGUAAGGGCGAGUGCGCCAUUUGGUUUGGCGAGUCACUACAAACCGCCAAAGCAAAUGAGAGCAUCCUUGACGUCGUUGAGGAGCGCCGACGGUGGACCAUUGAUCGCCCCGACCCCAGAACCCACCGACAAGAGGGAUCGUCGCGUAGACGACAGUCGAGGAGGAUUCGUUCUAAAAGCUAGAAGCGACGACCCACCCGCCCGAAGAAAAAGCCUUACAGAAAAGUCUUUGAAGAAGGGCAUUCUUUCAGGUCUGAAAAUACGGAAGCAAAGGAGUACGGGGGAUUUGGAGAAGCGUGGUACUGGUGGCAGCAUUAGAAGUACCGCCAGCUCUGCAUCGUGGAUGUCGACGGAGAGCUCGCAGAGUCAAGCGUCGGCGUCCGUUCACACCGACAGUAAUGCGUCCUUUGUCAUCGAGGACGAGCAGAUGGACGCAUCGGUAACAGAAACAUACCUGGGUGAAUGGAAGAACGACAAGAGGACCGGCUUCGGCAUAUCCGAAAGAAGCGAUGGCCUGCGAUACGAAGGCGAGUGGUUCAACAAUCGCAAGUACGGUUACGGUGUGACGACAUUUCGCGAUGGCAGUAAAGAGGAGGGAAAGUACAAAAAUAAUGUGCUCAUCACUAGCCAGAAAAAGAAGCACCUUUUCCUAAUCAGGUCCGCGAAAUUUCGCGAGAGGAUAGAGGCGGCGGUAAGCGCCGCUCAGAGAGCGAGUAAGAUUGCCUUGCAAAAAGCCGACAUUGCCAUCUCUAGGACGGCAACGGCUCGAGGGAAGGCGGAACUGGCCGAUAUCGCCGCCGAACAUGCUAGGGAGGAUUCAGAAUUAGCGCAGCAAACGGCGAGGCAGUUUGCGCCUGAUUUCCGGCAACCGGGUUUAGAAAGAUUGCGAAAUAGAGAGAUACCCAAGUACGUACCACCGCCUCAGGACUCUGUACCUGGUAAAAGCAUCCUGCACAAAGCAGCCAGCGUGGACCAGCCUGGCUCCACGCCGAUCAAGACCGUCGAUUCUACGACGACAGCGAUGACGACAACGACGACGAUGACGACGACGACGACAACGACGACGACGAUGACGGCAACAUCAACCGCGGCGAGCACCAUCAGCAACGUAAUGCAGUCAAUACGUAGGGCCAGCAUGAAGCCGCUACCGCAGAAUCAGUUGCCGCCGAUGCAAAAUCAAAUACCGAAUCAAGUACCGUCUGUUCCGCUGGUGAAUCAAUCGUCCAUGAACCAACAUAGCGCACAAACCUCUCUGACCGAUCAGAAUCCGUAUCAACAAUACUCGCAAAAUAUGUCGCAGAAUCCGGCUCCGGCGAGUCAGUACCCAAACAAUAUACCGAACCAGUAUCAACCGAAUCAGUAUAGCCAGCAAAACCAAUUCCUUCAUGGCAAUCCAUACCAGUAUCAUCCGGCUAAUCCAUCGCAGGUUGAUCAAUACUCCGGUUAUCAGCAGCAAUCUAUCGGGCCGCACAACUUUCAAAAUUUGCAGGCUUACCCUAAUCAGCAGACGGCAAUACCUUACCAAUAUGGACCUGGUCAGGUGAAUCAAUACAAUCCGCAACCGGUAUACGCGCAACAAGAAACGCAUUCGUCACAGCAAUAUCAGCCUGAUGGAGAUGCAGCGAGACCAUCAAGUUCCACGAGCUUAAGAAGAAACAGUAGAGUUCUGAGUCCUCAGGAUCGACCUGGCACCAUCGGCCAAACGUUAAACGACAGGCUGGAUCACUAUAAGAGGCCACCUAGUCGUGAUAGUUCCGUAGAUCGUUAUGCCAGAGCGCAUUCCCGGUUGACUGGAUCAAGACAGCCAUCCGUCGAUAAAACUAUAUCGAAUCUACCCUCGGAUAUGCCCGAUAGAUCGACGAGAGCCCCAAGCGUGAUGCGAGCGGGUACACCUCUAAAUGGUUCUGUAGUAGGCAGCGGUGCCGCGACGCCGAUGUACACAGCACCGACUCCCAGUCAAUUUGAGGGGGCUCUUAUAAAAAAUCGUAAUCUUGGACAAGACAUUUUGCCGAGUCCUGGACAGCCUAAACGCACCGAAAGUCUCUACGUGGCUCCGACUCGCGGACCGUCCGGGAGCGGUGGUGGUGGCAUCGUGCCGAAGGAAGCAGGCCGGACUGUCCCCGCCUUCACCGCAACGUCAAAGGGCCGCGCAACCCUCUAAGUAUAAGUAUAAAAU
This is a messenger RNA of Cataglyphis hispanica, 4378 nucleotides long. Its product is annotated as junctophilin-1-like. The record is from RefSeq and is a predicted model, not a curated record. Bases 1631 to 4363 code for a protein of 910 amino acids. The transcript is spliced from 9 exons. Gene Ontology annotation, cellular component: endoplasmic reticulum membrane; junctional membrane complex; plasma membrane. Lineage: Eukaryota; Metazoa; Arthropoda; Insecta; Hymenoptera; Formicidae.